UAAGUUUUCUUUCGAGCUUCGUCCAUUUAGGUCAUUUAGGUUUGCUUUCUCUGGCGUAUUGUUUUCCAUCGUUUUUAUUGGCGCCUUCGAUUUCCAUUUAAAAAAGCUUGUUCAAUCGGCGAUUGUGAAGGGUUUUGAUAGGUGUGAAGGUUUCGCUCUCAAAAUCUUGUGCGUACUCGCUCUGCUUCUUAAUCUCGUGGCCAAUUCGUUCCAAAAACCUAACCCUAAAACGGCAAAAAUCACGCUUUGGCAGGCUCACGUGUAACUCGUCAGCUACGGCUUACCCUCCAGUCUUCUUCCCGCCACCACCGUCCUGGGAUAUGCCGUGAACCGGACCAGCGGGGAGUUUACCGUCAAGCUCGGUGGCGCGUGCAAAAUCAAGCUCCCGACGGACAACUACGUUGCCACCUACUCCGACACCAUCUCUUGGAAAAUCGUGUAGGGGUAAAUUGCGGAACUUUACGGAAUUGGGGUUCGCGCAUUCUUCAAGUGGUGGUCGAUCACCGGAAUCCGCUCCUCCGACGUCGAUAUCGUCUUCGAGGUCGGCAUGGUGAUGGCGAAGUAUCCAUCGAAGAAUUUCGAUGAUAGCCCCGCGUGCGGGGGCCAACACUCUUCUUGAGGAAAAUGUUAGUUUUUUUUUUCGCCUCAGUUUCAUGCACAAUGUUUCUUUAUCACACCAGAAACGAGCUAUCAGGAGUUUCAUAGGUUGCCCUUCUGCUAAAGACUUUGCAGCACUCUGGGGGUUUGAAUUGAAUGAGAUUGAAAACUGUGCCAGUCAGGAUCAGUUUGAUUCAGUUUCUUGUGUUUCUGUGGAAUUGAAUGUAGCACAAGUCUCAGGAAAGCCUGAUAUUCAAAAUGGGGUCCCUUCACUGCUAGCUGGGGCCAAACUUGAUGAGGAAUCGACCAGUCAACAAGGUCAGAUCUACGGUUUACGGAUGCGAAUGAGUAUCGUGCUUUAGGAGAUUUGCAGUGAUUAGAGGGAGUGGAAUUGCAGGAACAAUUACAAGUUAUGUAACAACAGAUGGUUUGUCGGUGGGUAUUACACGAAGAUAAUGCUCAUCGCAGUAUGGUAUUGAAGAAAUGUGGCAUGCUUUAGGCAUUGAUUAAUUCAUGAAGUAGGACAACAUGACCAAGUUGAAUACAUUGAAGUAUGGGAACAGAUAUUGAACAUAAUGUACAUAUUUUAGGUUGUUUAGUUUCUGUAAUGAAGAAUAUGUUGUAAUGUUUAAUGUUUAUGAAUUUUACGAUUGAUUAUAAAAUGCUUUAUGGAUGAAAAUUUAAGUUUGGUUAUUCAUAAAA
This is a messenger RNA of Vigna angularis (adzuki bean), 1299 nucleotides long. RefSeq lists its product as uncharacterized. The record is from RefSeq and is a predicted model, not a curated record. The transcript has 4 exons. Bases 582 to 959 code for a protein of 125 amino acids. Lineage: Eukaryota; Viridiplantae; Streptophyta; Magnoliopsida; Fabales; Fabaceae.